AUGGCUCUGUCGCCGCUGCUUCGCUGGGGUUCCAUCAUCUCGGUCAUUGCAGCCGCGGUUUUCGCCUAUUCAUUCCAGCAACAUCCGUUUCUCUUCACGGAUGUUCACAAUGAGCCUCUUCCAGUGUAUUGCUAUCAGAACGUGAGGACUCAUGAUGCUGCAGACCCGUCUGCUACGUGCUUCUCCGUAGAAGAUGGCCUGUUUCGCUACGUUUGGACCCAGGAUACCGACAUUUCCGUUUCAGAUGGCUUUGCAAUUCCUGGUCUCUGGGACGGCCAUGGGCAUCUGCUGCAGUAUGGCGAGUUCCUUCAUUCGGUUGACCUCUUUGGCUCAAAGUCUCUCGAUGAAGUGAGAGAUCGCAUCAAGACAUACCUUGCUGCAAACCCAGGAGCAGGCACCAAAGGGCAAUGGCUUCGUGGUAUAGGAUGGGAUCAAUCUGCCUUUGGACGCAUGCCUACUGCUGACGACAUUGAGCAAGAUGACGAGCUCAGGGGCAUUUUCAUGAUGCUGGACAGAAUUGAUGUUCAUUGCUCUUGGGUCUCACAGGCAGUGCUGAAUCUCCUCCCGGAAGAGAUCCCAGACGUUCCAGGAGGUGAUAUUAUUCGUGAUCCUGGCCCUGGAGUCUUCUGCGAUAAUGCCAUGGAUAUGAUUAUGGCCCUGUGGCCGCAACCCGGCGAAGAGGAAAAAGCUCGAGCUGUCAAGUCAGCUAUGAAAGAGCUGAACAAGGUUGGCCUGGUAGGAAUGCACGACGCCGGUGUGACGGCAGACAACGUUCGGCUGUAUUCAAAAUUGGCGAAUUCUCCAGACUGGACUGUCCGAGUUUACGGCAUGCUGGAAUGUGCGAAGAGAAACACGUUUUGUCCCGAGGACACUCCUCAAAUUUCUCAUCCACACGGCAUGUUUGGAUUGCGCAGCGUCAAGCUGUUUGCUGAUGGAGCUUUGGGGAGCUGGGGAAGCGCCAUGAUUGAACCUUACAGUGACCGCCCUUGGACUUCUGGUUCACUCUUAAUCAAUGCAUCAGCCCUUACGGAGGUGACCAAAUCCUGGGCUAGAGAGGGUUUUCAAGUCAACAUCCACGCCAUAGGAGAUCUAGCCAACCGCAACGCCAUUGACGCCUUUGAAGCGGCUUUGAAAGAGCAAUGCGGGCAGGAAAGUCUUGCCGAUUGUCAAUCCAAGCACCGGUUCCGCAUCGAGCACUCCCAGAUCAUCCACCCCGAAGACCAAAAACGCAUGCAUGCCCUCGGUAUUAUCCCUUCCAUCCAGCCUACACACGCCACCUCUGAUAUGAAGUACGCCGAAGAAAGGCUUGGACCAAAGCGGACUAAAGAGGAAGCCUACCGCAUGAAGUCCCUGCUCGACAUCAAGCCUGUCCUUGGCAGCGACUUUCCUGUCGAGCCACCAAACCCUUUUCAAGGAAUUUACGCUGCGGUUACGAGGAAGAGCCCGCACACUGGACUUGGGCCUGACCCGAAAAACCCCUCCGAAGGAUGGCAUACGCAAGAGGCUCUCAGUUUGGAAGAGGCCCUUAUGGGCUUCACGCAGAAUGUUGCGUAUGGAGCGUUUAUCGAACAGUACGCAGGUUCAAUUAGGCGGGGUGCAUUUGCGGACUGGGUUGUGCUUGACGAGCCGCUAGAGGACAUGGAUGUCGAAAAGAUUCGCACUCUCAAAGUAAGAGAGACUUGGGUGGCGGGAAGAAGGGUGUACUCGCGAGAUGAGACACGAUGGCCAUUGUCCGAUUCCGAAUAG
Messenger RNA from Trichoderma virens Gv29-8, 1746 nucleotides. RefSeq lists its product as uncharacterized. The record is from RefSeq and is a predicted model, not a curated record. Lineage: Eukaryota; Fungi; Ascomycota; Sordariomycetes; Hypocreales; Hypocreaceae. Gene Ontology annotation, molecular function: hydrolase activity, acting on carbon-nitrogen (but not peptide) bonds. The coding region runs from base 1 to 1746 and encodes 581 amino acids. The transcript has 4 exons.